Messenger RNA from Glycine soja, 1868 nucleotides. RefSeq names its product probable 1-acyl-sn-glycerol-3-phosphate acyltransferase 5. Gene Ontology annotation, molecular function: acyltransferase activity. Bases 571 to 1698 code for a protein of 375 amino acids. Gene Ontology annotation, cellular component: endomembrane system. The record is from RefSeq and is a predicted model, not a curated record. The transcript has 4 exons. NCBI's taxonomy places the organism in Eukaryota, Viridiplantae, Streptophyta, Magnoliopsida, Fabales, Fabaceae.
AGGAAACUUCUUUGAAAUUCAAAAAACCGUACGGUAAAAGCAGGUGGCAACCUUCGUAGUUUCACACAUUUUGAAGCUUUUUUCAUUCACAAACAUGUGCUUUAUUUUUGUUCAGCUUGAAACAUCACCAGUUGAGAGUAGAAGAGGGUACUAUUAUUGCAGAACACUGCCCACAAUCUAUUCUAGACCUUACGUAUAACUCCUACCUAUCUAAUCUAACUGUUCAACCAAACAAGGUACAACCACCGACUCCAUUGUGUUUUUCUACAUCUCAAUGUCUCUCUGGGGCUGACAAAAAUGCCACAAGCUUGAACAAAGGUACGUUCAUUUUGUGCCAAAACUGUCAAAAAUCAUUCUCUUAUUGGGUCAUCAACUACAAGGACAAAACAGCUGGCAGAGUCCUGCUGUUUUUUGUCUGCAUCACUACAAGAAACCUGGUGGCCAGAGUAAUUCUUUUAUGAAGGUAUCCAGUUUUGCUAAUCCAGGCUUAUUGAGGAGGCAAUUCAUUGAAGAGGCAGUGCACUUAUUCUUUUUUCUUUUGUAGCCUGCGAUUGUUUUUGAUAGUUGCUUAUGGCUGUUCUUAAACCAGUAAGUUCUUGCUUUGGAGCAAAGUAUCAAGCUCUAGCACCAUGGAGAAUUUUAAGGGGUCUGGUGUGUCUACUAGUGCUUCUUUCAACAGCAUUUAUAAUGUUAGUGUUCUUUGGUUUUAUCAGUGCUGUUAUAAUGCGACUUUUUAGCGUCAUUUACAGCAGGAGAGCAACUUCCUUUUUCUUUGGUGCUUGGCUAGCCUUGUGGCCUUUUCUAUUUGAAAAGAUCAACAAGACUAAAGUUGUGUUUUCUGGAGAUAUUGUUCCUUCUAGAGAACGGAUCUUAUUGAUCGCAAAUCAUAGAACUGAGGUUGAUUGGAUGUAUUUAUGGGACCUUGCCUUGCGGAAGGGAUGCCUUGGAUACAUAAAAUAUAUACUUAAGAGUAGCUUGAUGAGACUUCCAGUUUUUGGUUGGGCAUUUCACAUACUAGAGUUCAUCCCAGUGGAAAGAAAGUGGGAGGCUGAUGAGUCAAUCAUGCGCUAUAUGCUUUCAACAUUCAAGGAUCCACAAGAUCCUCUCUGGCUUGCACUUUUCCCAGAAGGCACUGAUUUCACUGAGCAAAAGUGCCUUCGGAGUAAAAAAUAUGCCGCCGAACAUGGGUUACCAGUUCUGAAAAAUGUUUUACUUCCAAAGACAAAGGGCUUCUGUGCCUGCUUGCAAGAAUUGAGGAGCUCUCUCGCUGCAGUUUAUGAUGUGACCAUUGGCUACAAAUACCGCUGCCCAUCUUUUUUAGAUAAUGUCUUUGGGGUGGAUCCUUCUGAAGUUCAUAUUCAUAUCUGCCGCUUUCCCCUUGAUAGUAUCCCGGUAUCUGAAGAGGAAAUGUCCAUGUGGUUGAUAAAUAGAUUCCAGACGAAGGAUCAGUUACUUUCCAAUUUUCAAACUCAAGGUCAGUUUCCGGAUCAAGCAGCAGAAAGGGACCUCUCUGCUGUUAAGAGCAUUUUAAAUUGUAUGACAAUUGUUACAGUGACAGGUACAACGAUGUACUACUGUUUUUCCUCAUUCUGGUUUAAACUUUAUGUGUCUCUAGUCUGUGCUUAUUUGGUUCCGGCCACAUAUUUCAAUACUCGGCCGCAGCCCAUUCUUAGCUUUUUGAAGGUGAUAGCAAGGUAGAAGGCACUGUCAGUUGUCUGACUGUUAAAGUAUAUAAGUAUUGGACUUGAUAAAAGGGUUGUCCCGACUGUUGUAGUAUACAUGCAAUUAUAUCUCGUUUAAAGGGUGUCCCGAUUUAUUUGAUAAAAUGGUGGACAACCACAUUUUGGCUCAUUGCUUUUUUGCUCAUU